This is a messenger RNA of Ilex paraguariensis (yerba mate), 579 nucleotides long. The record is from the annotation of a GenBank genome assembly. Lineage: Eukaryota; Viridiplantae; Streptophyta; Magnoliopsida; Aquifoliales; Aquifoliaceae.
AUGACGAAACCUGAUAUUAAGUCGCUACAUACGUUACUUCCAUUUGACCCCAAUUCCAUGGAGUAUAUAUCAACACCCUAUGUAGUUAGGAUUCAAGUAAGCAUUUUUAACUGUGGUGGGGUUGCCAUUAGCAUGUGCACUUCACAUAAAUUCAUCGAUGGUCACACGAGCACAAUGCUUUUGAAGGCUUGGGCAGCCACUGCUCGUGGCCAGUCUCUAGACCAAGUAUAUCCCAGUUUCUUAUCACCUUCUCUCUUCUGUCAAAAUCCUACAUUGCCUAAAGAUUCUUCAUUGGCUAUGUGGCCUUUUAGACAAGGCAAGUUUGUUACGAGGAGAUUUGUAUUUGAUGUCUCUUACAUAGUUGCACUUAAGGUGAAAGCAUCUGAUGUCUCACCAGUUGUCUUUGUGGAAAACUCAACCUGUGUCGUGGUUAUAACUGCACUUCUCUGGAAAUGUGUUAUAGCUGUUUCUAAAACAAUUCAUGGGUCCGAAAAGCCAUCUGUUUUGUCACUUCCAGUGAAUAUACGAAGAAAAAGUUUGCCACCAUUGCCAGAGAGUUCUGUUGGAAACAUCAUCUAG